Messenger RNA from Lycium ferocissimum, 1434 nucleotides. RefSeq lists its product as uncharacterized. The record is from RefSeq and is a predicted model, not a curated record. Bases 207 to 1253 code for a protein of 348 amino acids. The transcript has 8 exons. NCBI's taxonomy places the organism in Eukaryota, Viridiplantae, Streptophyta, Magnoliopsida, Solanales, Solanaceae.
CAUUUUAAGAUCGAAAGUACUUUUGUUAAACGAAUUAUUACAUAAUCAAUCAAAAUCGUACUUGAGAGCGAUGCACGCUCUUGUGUAAUUGUGGGAAAGAAAAAAGGGAGGGAUAAACAGAUAAAAUAAAAGAAACAAAAAAAUUCCAAGUGAUAAAGUGAGACAGAGGAAAAGGGGUAACAGAUUAAAGAUUCUAGUGAGAAACAAUGGCUACACUCUGUACGUUGAUUCUUCCCAAAGUUCCUCAAUCCAGAGGAACAACAACAACAACUCGUGCUGUCCUAACGAGGGAUUACAAAAUGAAGGUUCCUUAUGAACUGAAGCAGGGACAAUCUCGUCUUUUUCACAAGCUUCCCUCUGGUCUAAACAUGGAAGUUCUCUUCCAAAAAGGACUACAAUGCAGUGACCCAGAUGAUGAAUUUACUAAGAACCCACCAUUAGUAUUUGUUCAUGGAAGCUUUCAUGCAGCUUGGUGUUGGGCUGAACACUGGCUGCCUUUCUUUUCCCAAAACGGAUAUGAUUGUUACGCCCUCAGCUUGCUGGGCCAGGGAGAAAGCGAUUCACCUGCUGCCGCAGCUGCUGGUACUGUCCAGACACAUGCAGGAGAUAUUGCUGACUUCAUCCACAAAGAGAUCAAGUUGCCACCAGUCUUGCUUGGACAUUCAUUUGGUGGGCUUAUUGUUCAGUAUUACAUUGCAAAUAUUAGAAGUGAAGCAGUAAAAGGAUCUGAUUCAGAAACGAAAAGCUUAUUCCCCAGUCUUGCUGGAGCUGUGCUUGUUUGCUCAGUACCCCCUUCGGGUAAUAGUGGUUUAGUUUGGCGAUAUCUCUUCUCAAAGCCUAUUGCUGCUUUCAAGGUAACUUGGAGCCUGGCAGCCAAAGCUUUUCAAACAUCUUUACCUCUUUGUAAAGAAACUUUUUUCUCAGCAGCAAUGGAGGGUCAGCUGGUUAUGCGUUACCAACAGCUAAUGACUGAAAGCUCAAGGAUGCCAUUGUUUGAUCUAAGAAAGCUCAAUGCGUCUCUUCCUGUCCCUCAACUCGAGGAUCCUGCAUUUAAAGUACUCGUAGUGGGUGCAAAGGAUGAUUUCAUUGUGGACGUGGAAGGACUCAAUGAAACAGGAAAAUUCUAUGGCGUCCCGACAGUCUGUAUUGAAGGGGUUGCUCAUGAUAUGAUGAUAGAUUGCUCAUGGACAAAGGGUGCACAAUCGAUCCUGUCGUGGUUAAACGGCUUAAAUAAAGCUGGGACACAAAUAUGAAGGAAAAUUUCCUCCAUGUUAGUGUCCGAAUAUUGUUGACUAGUUGAGAACCACUGUUUUGGCCUUCAAUGAAGACAUGGAAAAUUGAGAGGUCUAGAAUAGGAUUGAAUUUGUAAUUUAUAUCGCUUUUGGAGAUCUAUUGGAUAUAGAUGCAUCUAGAAACCAAGAAAACACAAACAGU